GAGAAGGCAGCUUCUUCCCCAGGGACUUCACAGCUGUUGGCUUCGAGCCUGGUUUAAAAGCAAACAGUCAUCUUAAUGUCUCAGCUUCCUCUAAAUGUUCAGUUCUCCAUAAAUGGCCUUCCCCCAUUCACAGAGAACUUCGUAGUAAAUGACAAGAUCUUAGCAAACAAUUCUCUGCUGAAGGAAGAUGGCAAUUAUCCUGCCUUUGUGGAAAGGAGUGGGUGUUUGCAUGCAGGAAUUUGUUCAUCUUAAUUUAAGGCAACGGACCAUGACAUCAGUACCUGUGGACACAUGGGGAAGAAAAGACCAAAGACAACCGCUUAUUUCUAGGGGAAUGUUUGCAACAGCUUUUCCCUAUAUAUGUGUGAGAACCUGUGAGAACCCUCACCGUGUGUAAGUCCUCUUCUUUCCUCCCUCCCUACAGAUUCAAAGCACUUUUUUUUACCUUCUACAGGUGCAAACUACAUAAUGACAAAUAUGCAUGCAGUACAGAAGGAAGUAUUUACCAAGCACCUAGCGUACUGAAGAAAAGGAUCAAAUAGAACAGUCCUACCUCCCCAGCAGGAUCUUAGAGCAUAAUUAAAAUGUACAGCUGUUUUGUACAGUUCCAAUAUCACCGUGAGAAGAAUAAACACUCAUGGUGUACUAUGAAUACACGCAAUGAAAACAGAGACAUAAAAUCUAAGGUUGUGGUAUUCAAGGACAGGACACACUGCUGCCCACGAGUCAGAAGACAACAUAUGUGAUUCAGUUAACAUGUUUAGGUAACUCUUCAUCUGCUUUACCCUUAACAUCUUCAGGUAACGCUCCAUCUGCUUUACCCUUCUGGGCUAUCAGAAGAGUAGGGACAUGACUUCAGCACAGCGUUCGCAGUCCUGUUCCCUGAUACAAAGGUGAUCCACUAUCACCAGAGUCAUUUAGCUGCUGCUGAAGCAUUCAAGAGAUCAGUGUUUAAGGUAAACUAGAACUAUGUCACUGUGCAAUGUCAGCUUAUCAGGUGCAGUGCUUCAGUAGCUAUGGCAGAAGCAGCCAGUUCAUCCUGCAGCAGUGGGUCAGAAUGUCUACAACCAUUUGACUCCUCUGGCAGAUUCCUGCUGUUAUAAAUGCAGAGUGAAAAGCUUUAGCUGAAAUUAUUGAGGUUACAAUGAAUGAAUUUUAUCUUAUGCUUAUAUAUGAUGAUAUGAUGACUUACUGAAGCCUAGCUGACACCAAGUUAAUCCACAGUAACUUAAACAUGUGACUGAACUCCAGGCCAGAUGAUCCCAUUGAUCCCAUUAUUUUUCCUCAUCUGAAUUCUUCCCCUGCCAGAUACUGCUUAGGACAGAAAUAAAGCUCUGACAUUUUGGUAGGGCUGUAGGCACUGUUAUCUCAUCCUGUUUCUACAGUCCAUUAAUUUCCACUUGAAAACAAAAACAACAACAAAAAAAACCCCACAUUUUUUUCUUUUACUUUAGCUCCUGCUGCUCUGUAACGUGCUUCCCAUGGCAGAUGCUGUGGCUUCAUUUCUAUCUGCUUUCCUGUAUAUCUCCAGAGAUUAAACUAUCUUGAACUCUUACGAAAAUCAGGAUCACUCCUGUAUGGGAACGGCCUGAACCACUGAUUGAGCACCUGGAGAAAAGACCUGGUCAGCCCUGGGAGCACAUGUGAAGGCAAUUCAGCCUUGCAACUGGAAGGGGUGGAGCCUGGCUGCACCUCUCUUCAACUUCAUUUAUGGGCUGAUUGCCUCUGGAAAAAGAUCUCCUUCUGAAGAUCCCUUUUCCACGUUCUUUUCUCCAUGAACCCAGAUCCUUGUAGGCAGGCUACUGAGGUAUUUGAAAAGAAAGGAUCCCGCACAAAUCAAACUAGAGCAGCUAGAGCAAGGGUUUUCUCUGUAUAUGAAUGGAGCGAAUUCAGAGCUGAGAAAGUACUGCAAAAAAAUCCACUCAUUUGGCCACUUGAAAAAUGAGACGCAGACCACAACGACAAAUGCAUCCCAGCUAAAAGCAAGUGAAUUGCAAGUGCACAGUACACAGACUGCACCAAGCAAAAUACAACGCAAAGGAUGGCUUCAGAAAGCUGUGGAGAUUAAAACAGGAAGAGGGACCAAACUCCGCAUUAAACCUCCUCUUGAGUACUCUGAGGAUUUUGAACCUUAUGAAAGUAUGAGUACGGAGAGAAAUAGCGAUGAUCCUCUCCAUUACUCCCAGAAACUGAAAAGCAGCUUGCAACUCAGUGUAGAAGAGGAAAAGAUGGAAGAAGAUUCUUCUAGUGAGGAUUAUUCCUCUGUUGAAGAGGAAGUGUUUUCAGAACCAUCUCCUACUGAAGAAACAAUUACAAGCUUUGGAAGCCUUCAGUUGCAGAGCAGUACAUCAUUGCGGAAAGAAGCUUCUGAAUGUCAGGAUGCUGAAAGAUGCUCUAGCUUGGUUUCUGGUACCCUUACUGCAUUGGAGUACAAGCAGGAUCAAAGUAAAUUGAAGCCAGUGCGAGUUCUCUCAGCCAAGAGAAAAGAUAAUGCUGAAACGUACAUUCCUGUCAGACCAGUUGUGGUAAAAAAUAAAAUCAAUCGACCGCUCUCUGCUGAGUCCUUGCAGCCACAUAGGCAGGAAAGAAUUUGCUAUAGACCAUUAAGUCGACCAGAAAGACCACUUUCAGCAGCUCGAAAGAAUGAGUGUGAAAAGGACUCUGAACUCUCUGUUUCAGCUGUGGUUAAAGCUAUGCAAAUUGAAAAUGAAGCCUUGCAGAGAGAUUUGCAAAGCCAGUCAGUUUCCACAAGCCCUCAAAAGAAGAAGUUUUCUGUUUCACCUGUUCUCUCUGCAAUGGUUGAACCUUCAGAAAAAACCCAGGUGAAGACUGCUGUCACAAAAGAUGUAGAGAACACUUCUGGAAACAGACACGAGGAGGAACUUCUGGAAUUUCUUCAGGAGACUGAGAGCAAUUCUACCUGUGAUAAUGAAAUACUCCUAUCUGAUGAAAAAUCGGAAGCAGAUUAUGUUUUAACAGAGAAGAUGACGACAAAUGUGGAAGUAUGCGAUGCCAUUUAUGUGACUGUGGAACUUCUUUCUAACUGGGGAAAUCCACUAAACAUUGGCUUGAGAGAGGUGGAAUUCUUUGAUUUAUACAACAAAAAGAUAUUUGUGUCUCCUCAUGAUGUGGACAUUCGAAAUGCUGACUACCCAGGGGAUUUGUGCUGCUUGGUCAAUAAGAACUUAAAUACGAGAAAGGAAGGCGCCCUUUGGAUGUGCCCUUUCUAUCCGCCCAUCCAACUUUACUUUGUUAUCCGCAAUCCCACCCGAUCCCAUGACUUUGGUGUAUCCAAGAUCAAGAUUUGGAAUUACAGCACAACAACUAGUGACCUUGAUGUUGGAGCAAAGAAGGUGAAGUUAUAUGUUGAUGAGAACCUUGUAUUUGAUGGUGAAUUGGAAAGAGCCUGUGGAGAUCUGAUUGCUGACCAUGGCACUACAAUUGACCUUACAGAAUGCAAGCAGGGUAUAACCCGUUCUUCACAUGGAAGUAAAGAAGUAAAUGCAACUGCAGUGACGGGCGAGGAAGUGGAUCUGCAUUUUGAAUGUUUACAGACAAACCAUACAUCAGUAAGCUCAAAAUCUCUGCCAGAAGAAAAUCUUGAGGAUAAGGUGAACUCAGUCAGCUUGACUAAGGAAAACUUAUCUGAGUUAGAGGAUGAUCUAGAAGUGUUACCGUCUCACGUUUGUAUAGAAGAUACGAAAGAAAGUGUGGCAGUAGAAGUUAUUGAUCAUGAUCAGUUUGAUGAUGAACUUCCUUUGAGUGGGCAAAUGGAAAAGCUAACAGGAAGAAAAUUGUCUGAUUCUGCAGGUGCAAUUCCUUCUUGGUUACACUCAUCGUCCCAAGGAAGAGAGAAUCCUCAAGAUAGUUCUGGUAAGCAGAAGCCUCCCUGGCUUGCUUCAGAACAUUGUUUAGGCUUGAAAUUUCAAACACACUCAGAUAUAAUCACGAAGAACUUCCCUGAUCUGACUAAUGAAGAUGCCAAGUGUCACAGAAGUGAGCUGGGAAGAUCGAGUAGUAGAAAUGCAAAUGGAGAUGUGAGAUCACAAAUGCUGACCAGAAAGGACAGUGAUGUUGACUUAGAUGUUUCAGAGCAACGUUCUAACAAGCAUGGCUGCAGCAUGGAGUACCCGACAAGUGGAAGGAGAAGUGUAAAAAAGCAGGGAUUAAACACCAUGAAUCUUAGAGAUGAUUCAACACUCAAAGAUGAGGACUUGGCUAUCAAGGAAGUUGGCACCUCUAGAGCAAAGUGGCACAAUGAACAAGAACACACUCUGCAGGAGUCCUGGAACUCCUUGGUAAAGUUUAAUUACUCCCAUCGUGGCCGAAUCUCUAACAUGGAUUUUCAAGGGGAUAUCUUCGAUGAGUUUCUCCAUCAGCAGAAAAUCAGCCGGCCUGGAGAAUGUCAUCCCCUGAGAAAAGAGGGAGUACAAACACUACCAAAACGGCGAGAAGAAGAGAAUUCUGUGGAGGCACAUGAUGGAAAUGAUUUUAAAAUACCCGUUUUACCUUAUGGGCAGCGCUUAGUAAUAGACAUUCGAACAACAUGGGGAGACAGACAUUAUGUUGGUCUUAAUGGAAUUGAAGUUUUCAGUUCUAAAGGAGAGCCUGUUCAGAUUUCAAAAAUAACAGCUGAACCACCUGAUAUAAAUAUUCUACCAGCUUAUGGCAAAGAUCCCAGAGUAAUAACCAAUCUAAUUGAUGGGGUUAAUCUGACGCAGGAUGAUAUGCAUCUCUGGCUAGCGCCAUUUACCCCUGGAAAACCUCACUUUAUCUUUAUUGACUUUGUGAAUCCCUGUCAAGUAGCUAUGAUUAGGAUUUGGAAUUAUAACAAAUCUCGCAUACACUCUUUUAGGGGUGUGAAAGACAUUAUAAUGAUGUUAGAUGAACAGUGCAUCUUUAAAGGAGAAAUUGCUAAAGCUUCAGGAACCUUGUCUGGAGCUCCAGAGCACUUUGGGGAUACGAUACUGUUCAGUACCGAUGAUGAUAUUCUUGAAGCUAUAUACUGCUAUGAUGAGACAUAUGAUGGAGAAAUGGAGAAUGCCAGCUCUCUGAGAUAUGAAGAAGAGCUAAAGAGGCCAACAACUGCUGAUGGGGAUGGAGAUGAAAGACCUUUUACGCAAGCAGGGUUAAGAACAGAGGAUCAACAGGUUCAGAAGCAGGUAGUUCUGCUCGAUUCUCUCUCUGCUUGUACACCCAAGGAACCUGGGAUAUUUACUGGAAAGUGCCUGCAACUGAAUUUUACCAUGACCUGGGGAGAUCCUCAUUACCUUGGACUGACCGGACUGGAAGUGAUAGGAAAGAAUGGCCAAGCAUUAAAAAUAAGUACAGAACAGAUUUCUGCUUCACCCCAAGACUUAAAUGAUCUUCCAGAGUAUACAGGAGAUUCUAGAACAUUAGAAAAGUUAAUAGAUGGGACUAAUAUUACAGCUGAGGAUGACCAUAUGUGGCUCAUUCCUUUCUCUUUUGGAGAAAAUCAUCUGCUCACAAUCCAUUUUGAUAAAAGUGAAAGCAUUGCAGGGCUUCGUUUCUGGAACUAUAAUAAAUCUCCUGAGGAUACCUAUAGAGGGGUGAAGGUCGUCCACGUAAUGCUGGAUGGUCACAACAUCUCCCCACCAGAGGGCUUUCUCAUCCGCAAGGGACCGGGCAACUGCCACUUUGACUUUGCCCAAGAAAUUCUCUUCGUUGACUAUCUCCAGCCCCAGCUGAUUAACAGGCUACAAAAGAGAACUGGUUCAAAGAGAAUGGAACAAGCUAGUAUGGACUAUGAAGCACCACUCAUGCCGUGUGGUUUUGUUUUCCAGUUUCAGCUUCUGACAAGUUGGGGUGAUCCAUACUACAUUGGUUUGACUGGCCUGGAGUUGUUCGAUGAACAUGGAGACCAAAUUUUACUAACUGAAAACAAUAUUGCUGCUUUUCCAGAUAGUGUCAACGUUUUAGAAGAUGUAUCUGGAGAUAUCCGAACUCCAGAUAAACUCAUUGACAGAGUAAAUAACACAACUGAUGGCAGACAUAUGUGGCUUGCACCACUUCUUCCUGGUUUGGUGAAUAGAGUAUAUGUUAUUUUUGAUGCGCCUACUACUGUGUCAAUGAUCAAGUUGUGGAAUUAUGCCAAAACACCUCAGAGAGGUGUGAAGGAAUUCGGUCUUCUGGUGGAUGACUUGCUUGUGUACAAUGGGAUUCUGGAUAUGGUGAACCAUGUAGCUUCAGGCAUCCUACCCACCUGUGAUCCAGUAGUUCCAUAUCAUACCAUUCUCUUUACGGAUGAUGAGAAGAUUUGCCAUCAGAAGAGAACUGUAAUUAGCAAUCACGUGGAAGAUCAGGAUGUACGAAUGAUGAAUGAAAAUCAGAUUGUCACCAACAGCAAAAAGAAGCAGGUUGUGGCUGAUCCAGCUUUGCGUCCAAAAACCUGUCUGUGUGAAAAAGGACUGCAGAGGAGGAAAAGAUAACAAGGGCUUGACUGCAAAGUCCUGAAUACAUCCAGCUCUGGACACUUGCAUCUUGGAGAGCUAGAUGACUUAUCAUCCAGAUGGAAUUUACUCCAUGCUUGCUGCUGAACCACCUCCUGUCUUAUGAGAGGAAGUUGCCUUUGCUACAGGAAAACUUCCUUCAGUAAUGAAAUUUAAAGCAUGAAUUAUUUAGUUUUCUGGUUCUUUCAUUGUCAUUAUCUGCAAUGACAAAUCAGAAAGUGGGUUUAUUGAGAUUUAAUGAGUAAGCUUCAGCUUUCACUUACCUUUUUUUUUUCAGUGAAAAAAAUGAUUUCUUCCAUUAUUUCACUACUAUGUAAAAGCAAAAGAAAAAAAAAAAAGCAUUGGCACUCUACACAUACUUCAAAGUCUCUCUGCUGCCCACAACUACAGCCUGCAUUUGGUUCUGCGAGCAAGGAGGCCAUCCCCCUGGGCUGCACCACCCAGCUCUGCUGCCAGCAAUGCACCAUCCCUUUUGAGAAGUGGUAAAGGCAUUUUAAUGAGCAGAUGGUAAGGAGUGAAUGGCAUUUUUAAAACACUGAGUACCCUGAAUGUCUGGCCAUUUAACCAGAAAUUCUAACCAAAUAAUUGUGCUGCAGGAUUUGUAGCUAUGCAAAUGUCCUUUUCAAUUAAUAUUUGUCAGUGGUGACAACCUGUAAAUCUCUUAUAAGAUCUCAUAGAACAUUCUUCCUUCCUCAUUUAGAACUUAUUCAUUGUUUUCAAAGAGAACUGAAAGCUCUGAAACGCUUUUAUGUGUGAAACAAAGAUGCAUACUAUUGCAGCUCAUGAUACAGAUUCAAAAUGUGCUCCUUUACUUGCUGUAGUAAGUCAGGAGCUGCAGUAGCUUGUGUAUUUGUUUACAAAAUACUUAGCUGUUGUUGGCUGAGCCAUAAAGACCCAACAUAGCAAUACAUUUCCUGGAUUUCUCUAUACUGAUGGAGUAACAAAAUGUAUUUUGUACUAAAUGCACAAGACUUCUAUAUGUAAAAUAGAUGCUUAUUUGUUUAUAAAUAGAAUUUGUUAUGGAUUUUAAUUAUUGGUAUUGUUAUUAGCAUGACAAGUGCUCAUGCUAAGAAAAGAGCAGAUGAAUAAAAGACGUUUUCACAAA
Gallus gallus (chicken) is the source of this 7575-nucleotide messenger RNA. RefSeq names its product katanin interacting protein (gene KATNIP). The transcript is spliced from 28 exons. The record is from RefSeq and is a predicted model, not a curated record. Bases 1875 to 6449 code for a protein of 1524 amino acids. NCBI's taxonomy places the organism in Eukaryota, Metazoa, Chordata, Aves, Galliformes, Phasianidae.